AAGGUUACAACUACCAGAUUCAAUCGAAUGGCACUGUGUCGUCGGCCCAUACUAUACCUAUAUUUUACAUGUUACACAAAACUCACGAUCACUGUUAUCCGUUAUCAGAGAUAUUUUAUUUCAGACAUUUCAGUUGUAACACUGCUUAGUUCAGUAGGUAGUUAGUAAACAAAAUUAUUGCUCUCGUUAGAUUUUUCGUUUGGACUGCUCACUUCGCUUACGUUUUGCUUUUCGUAAUAUCGUUAUUACUUUUUUUGAAAUAAUAGUGGGUUUAAUUUGUAUUUUUUUUUUUUAAAUGUUUAAUUUAUUUAAAUAAACUUAAAGUGCUGUGAAUUUAGUUGACUACAUUAACAAACGUAACUUUCUACUUUCAUAUGUACAAUUUUAAUGAAAUAAAGUUUAAAAAUGCGCGUUGAUUGGACAUUCUAGACCAAUGUAUUACGCAUCAAUUAAGUAAUAAUUCUGGAUUUCUAACGAUGUCUACAGCUACAAGCAGUGAUAAUUCAGACAUCAUUAGUAAAAUUCAAAAAAUAGCUGAAGAGAGUGGAAACAACGUUUUAGUGCGUAAAAUUGUGUGUACUGAAAAAAUUAUAGACAUUCCUUACAAUAAGAAAAAGUAUUCUGAAAUAUCCAUAUCAUCAUUAAGUAGUUCUUCAGAGUCAAAUAUUUCAGAUUCUGAUACUGACAAUAGUUCAGAUUUGAACAGCGACGUGAACGAAAAAUUACAGGACAAGUGUGACGAACAAGUACAAAAUAUUGAAACACAUUUUUAUUUCUUAAAAGAAAUGUUGUAUAGUGAAAGAAUAAGAGAAGUUGAAGAGAAGUUAGUAGAAGUGAGAUUAGGUACAGCUAAAGAAUACCGUAUACCUUUACAAGAAUUACAAGAUCAAAUGAAAUCUCGACUUGAAGUAGCAUCUGUACUAAGACAAUUUAAAUUAACAAAUUUAAAACAUAAAUAUGAAGCAGAAGAACAAGCAAUAAGACAAAAUUUUGAGAAUAAUAAAGAAAUUUUAUAUGAUACUAUAAAAGCUGAUUUAGAAGAAAAAAUUCAGCGAUUAGAAGAAGCACGUAAUGAAGUAGAUAUAGAUGCCUCUCUUUGGUUAGGUCGUAGUUUAACUCGUAGUGGACGAGGACGUGGAAGACGUCCAUAUGGGCAUGUACAACCCAAGCGGAAACCUGUUAUUGUAUCUGGACCAUGUAUAGUGUACAACCUUAGAGAACAUGAAAUACUUGAAGAUUGGACCACAAUCAAAAAGUUGUUAUCAUCAUCAAAACGAAAAGAAAAUGCAGUGCAACGAUAUAAACCAUAUGAAUACUGCAAUAAAGUAUUUCAGCGAACCAUCAUAAAUUAUUUGUCUAGUAACUGGGUACUGUGGAGUUUUGGAUGAUUGGUAUUGAUGCUGUCUUGAGUAGAGACCUUGACUAAAUGGACUAGAGUUACUGAUUGGAUAUUUUGUUUGUAUUACUCUUUCUAGAAAAUUAUUAAACUUUGAUGUUGCUACUGUACUUGGUUCCAAUGAUUUUGAAUCAUGACAAUUCUAAGCAACAUACAGUAAUACAUAUUAAAUAUUUGAUAAGAGAAUAUAUACAACAAUGCAAUAUUUACAAUUAAUAUUUCAUCAGCACCGCAUUCUGCAGCAACAGUAGAAGGCGACUUCUUACCACGUUCUGGAGCCAUAUCCAAUUUGGUACCACAGACUAAAAUAGACUGAUUACAACAUACGGAAACAUCAACAUUGGUUAUACUAUUAAUUUAUUUUUAUAGUCAUUAAACAUUUACCCGAAUCUCCAACAACCAACACUUUAACGCUGUCGGUUGAAGCCAUUGAUAUCUCCAUUUUUAAAAGAAUAUUUAAACGACGACUCAAUAAUGUUUAGCAACUGAAAUAUUGGAAAUAGAAUAUUCUAAACUCCACAACAAUAGUGCGAAACGAAAGCGAUAUCCGACAAAAUGUAAAGAUAUGACAAAAGAAAACAAUGAUUACACCUUAUGGCUUACACGACUGUUUGAAAAAAAAUAUGUAUAAUGACUAAUUUGCAUAAUUAUGAAUAAAUCAUUUAAUUAUCA
Messenger RNA from Rhopalosiphum padi (bird cherry-oat aphid), 2068 nucleotides. It is a transcript of the gene Brms1, whose product is annotated as breast cancer metastasis-suppressor 1-like protein. Gene Ontology annotation, molecular function: histone deacetylase binding. Bases 477 to 1388 code for a protein of 303 amino acids. The record is from RefSeq and is a predicted model, not a curated record. The transcript has 8 exons. Lineage: Eukaryota; Metazoa; Arthropoda; Insecta; Hemiptera; Aphididae. Gene Ontology annotation, biological process: negative regulation of transcription by RNA polymerase II. Gene Ontology annotation, cellular component: Sin3-type complex.